GUGUGUGUGUGUGUACCUUAGUUCGACAUAGAACAGACGUCCACCUGCGUUUCUGUUUCUAAACAUCAAACAUUCAAACUCUUUUAUCCCUCAUCAGUACUGUUUGUUCUGCGGAGGAAAUCUGAUCAGCUGAUUGUUGACUCUCUCCUCCCCCCUCCCCUUUUCCUCCACUUCCUUCCCUAAUCCCCCCCCCCCCCCCCCUCUUGCCCCUCGUCCCCCUCUUGCCCCUCUCCUCUGGACCUCCAGACAGUCUCACUGAGGAGCUCAAAGGGAACACAUCUUCAACAGAGAACAGUAUUAUAGACAACAGGAGCAGAUCACGGUCUAACGGGGCUUGGUUGCUGUGGCGAUGGUGAGCGCCGUGCUGAGGAUGAUGGGAAGUGUUUCAGUGUCAACUCUGACUCGUCCAAAACUGACCCUGAAACAGACGAAGAACACGAUUUACAGCAAACCCCCCAAGAACAGGAUCGGAGCCAAGCAAAGUUUCUUCGUCAUGGCAGUGUUUGCGGUGGCCAUGUUGACUCCAGCUGCGUGGAUCCUUCAUCACCUGCCAGAGUACCGCAAGAAGUCACGCCUUCGUCUAAAACCCCCCACGCCUUCAUCCUCAUCAUCAUCACCCUCAGUAUAAACAGCUGGAGGAGGGAUCCAGCAUUAAUACGUUUAUCUUUGAUCAGUAAUAAAUUACAUUUAAAGUUUGA
Messenger RNA from Labrus mixtus (cuckoo wrasse), 698 nucleotides. Its product is annotated as COX8 domain-containing protein. The transcript is spliced from 2 exons. Bases 350 to 628 code for a protein of 92 amino acids. NCBI's taxonomy places the organism in Eukaryota, Metazoa, Chordata, Actinopteri, Labriformes, Labridae. Gene Ontology annotation, cellular component: mitochondrion. The record is from RefSeq and is a predicted model, not a curated record. Gene Ontology annotation, biological process: mitochondrial electron transport, cytochrome c to oxygen.